Molecule: messenger RNA, 1090 nt
Organism: Mauremys mutica (yellowpond turtle)
Lineage: Eukaryota; Metazoa; Chordata; Testudines; Geoemydidae
Exons: 3
Coding region: 86-1090 (334 amino acids)
Source: RefSeq, a predicted model, not a curated record
GGGAGCUGAGAGCCCGUCACUGGUUAUCCGGUGUGAGCAUCUGUCAGUGAGUUACAGCACCUCCUACUCCUUCCCCUUGGAAACCAUGGUGUCGGGACGGAUGCUCAGGGCUGGACUCCUGCUGCUGCCACUUCUCUUCUGCUUUCGGCCAGAGACUGUUGGGAGCAUCAACCCGGCCGUGCUCAGAGAGACUGUGGAUCAUGUAGAUAAGGAUGGGUUGGCUGUUGAAUACGCCUUCGCCGUCAGCCUGCAGAAAGCCAGUUGUGAGAACCCAGCCGGUCUGGAACAGGUGCUGCGCAGGAACAAGCUGCGGGACAUGCUUGCGGCCAUUAACCCAGAGGGUGUCCUGUACGACCCAGACGAAGGGCCCAUUGUGGCUGCCCGGAUGCAGCGCCUGGGCAGGGCGGGGGAACACGCCGAGUGGCGCCUGCUCCAGGGCGACCGGAAAAGCCCCGUGCAGAAGCUCCUGGCCCGGACCUACAACGAGAGAAGCUGCCUGAUCUUCUUCACCAUCCUCUCGCCCUGUGCGGGGACGUGCCUGCUGGUGAAGAGGUCCCACAACAUCCUACGGAUGGUGAGUGACACCUUCCGCCCCAUCGACCACAACUACAAGGCCUUCGUCUUCCGGCAGAUCUACCGUCAGGACCGGGACCUGGAUCCCCAAAGCCUGCUGGAGGCCUGGCACCGGCUGCCCGACGUGCCCCUGCUGCGCUGUGACACCAAUGUCUGCAGGGACUGCAGAGGGAACGACCCCAACCCCGACCCCAACGCCUGCCUGGAUGAGAUUCGAGCCAUGAGGCAGCCGCUGCACCCACCUGGCAGGGGGCAGAAGGAAGAGCAGGGGGCAGAGGGGAGAGCAGAGGAUGUAGGGGAGAGCAGGGGGCACCUUUGGAGGGUUGGGGAGAUGAUGGGGCAGGGGGCACCAUUGGAGAGCUGGGGGGACAGCAGGGCAGAGGGCGACAUCGUAACAUUGGGGGGAUGGCAGGACAUUGAACGUCUUCGGAGGCGUUGGUGCCAUGGGUGGCAUGGGGGACCGUUUGAUGGGUUUCCCCAUCGGUGGCCUAGGUGGCCCCCUUGGAGGCGGGGGUAA